Messenger RNA from Camponotus floridanus (Florida carpenter ant), 2530 nucleotides. Its product is annotated as Bardet-Biedl syndrome 7 protein homolog. The record is from RefSeq and is a predicted model, not a curated record. Gene Ontology annotation, molecular function: protein binding. Lineage: Eukaryota; Metazoa; Arthropoda; Insecta; Hymenoptera; Formicidae. The transcript is spliced from 13 exons. Bases 308 to 2473 code for a protein of 721 amino acids. Gene Ontology annotation, cellular component: BBSome; ciliary basal body; membrane. Gene Ontology annotation, biological process: cilium assembly; intracellular protein localization; intracellular transport.
UUUAUUUUUUCUUCUAUUUACCAGUGGACAUUUCAAUUUUUUAUUACGAUUUCUAAUUUCGAAAAUCAGAUUUGUUAUGCCAUAGGUUGCUAUGGUUAAAUCGAUCGUCGCGGCGACAUAUUUCUAUCGCCGUCUUUACAUUCUUAUCACCACUUUGCGUUAAGAGAGUCUGUAAAAUCGAUGAAUUAAACUAUUAAUUUCUCUCAAUUUAACAAUUAUUUUCUCUUAAUUUAAUUAACGAGGUAAUGACAAUCUGAUCGAAUCUGCUCGAUAAGCAGUUCAAGAUUAAAGUUAAUUAAUAACAACGAUGACAUUGGCGCUCUCAAGAAUAGAUUACACCACGGUAGGUGUUACCUCACGUGGCACAACUAUCAUAUUUCCGCCUAAUGAAGCAACGAAACAGCCGCAAAAAUUCGCCGUUGCAGAUCACGAUGGCAUAUUGCACAUUUACGGCAUGAAAAGAGGUGAACUGCAAUUGUCAUUUAAAUCUUUGCCCGGUCCAAAAAUCCAUAAAAUGGUUCUUGGUGGCUCGGUAGGUCUGUCGAGGGACAAGAUUUUCUUAGCAUAUGAUAGCUCUGUGAAGGGAUUUACGAGAAAGGGCAAGCUAUUCUUGGAGUUCGAUACCAGUCUUAUAGAUCCAAUUUCUGCCUUAUAUGUCCUCGGUCCUGAUCUCGCUGCGUGCGCGCGCGAUCUCUAUCACAGGUACAGGGAUUGUAAGGACGCCGACUCCUACCUGGCCGGGGAAACUUUGCACGACGUCGUGCUUUUACCCGGAGACGGCAAUGUGGUGUACGCUAUCCUCGCUUGUGCAGACUGCGCGGUACGCGUCUUGCAUGGCACAAGAAGUCCGACAGUCCUGAGAUUGCCGAGUGCUCCCACGGUACUCUCUGUAUAUAGAGAAGGAGAGGUAUACUCGAAGGAUCGCGUGUUGGUUGGCACCGCGGAUGGUAGAAUCGGACUGCUGAUUCUUCAAGGUAAUAAAACUCUCCGAAUCACCUGGCUGUUGACUUCGACAGGCUCGGGAAUCACUUCGAUGGAUACUCAUCAGUUGCAGGACGACAUAGACAUCCUCGUGGGUCGACAAGACGGAACUGUCGAGGUGUACACUUUUCCCGAUGAAGAUGUAACGUCCAUUCUACGCUAUCACUAUAAUGCAGGCGAAAGUAUUAGUACAGUCGUGGGUGGUAUAAUUGGCAUCGCCAAUUAUGCUGAAGUUCUCGUAACGACUUACUCAGGCCGAGUAUUCGGAUUGACUACCAGUCCGCCUGGCUUACUAGAAGCAGGACAGAGCGAUGUUGGAUUGGCCAGAUUAAAACUGGAGAUACAACAACUGCAGGAGAAAUUGAAUGAGGAGAAAGAGUCGUCCAAUUUCAUGUCGGAUCCUCUAGCACCCUUGAUAUUGGCACUGAAUCAUAAGAUGAUGUUGCAUAAGGAGGACGCGUCGUAUUCCCUCUCUGUAGAGUUGGAUGCGUCGAUCGACAAUAUUCUCAUACAAUCAGACACACCUAUCGACCUGUUGGAGACGGAGAACAAUAGCGCAGUAGUCAGUCUGUCCGCUUGCAAUCCUACAGAGAGCAAUUUUGUCCUUGCUACUUAUCGAUGCCAAAUUAAUACAAAUCGUUUGGAAAUGCGAUUGAGAUCAAUUGAAGGUCAACCGGGUACCUUGCAGAUUUACGUAACAUCCCAGGUACAACCGAAGCGCUGCCGUAAAAUCUUGAUUCCUAUUUACGCCUUGUCUCUGCACGUCAGGCAACACGAGGACGAUGACACCACGCAAUCCAGUGGUCCGUUUAACGAAUUGAAAUUAAACGGCAAUUUCACGAUUGCCGAGAUGCAUGCGUGGCUUUCGCUGAUAUUACCAGAUGUGCCUGAAAGACCUCACAUUCACGAGGGCGAAGCUGUCUUAGUGUACAUCUCAUCCUUCAUCGGGACGGUCCUCAAAUGCAAAUAUAAAAAAGGAAGCGCGCUUUUUCUCGGCGAGAAUAUAUCCAGUAUCAUAAUUCUUAGAGAUAUAUUGACGAAGGAAGCGACGAAACGAAAGAUAAAGCUAGAUGUAUUCUGCGAAGUAGCAGAAGGAAGUAUAUCUAGAGUCCUAGAAUUGAUUCUUCCGCGACUGAAUGCGGCCUACGAUUUAAUACAGAAGAUAAAAGUUCUGGACGCUCUCGAGGAAUGGGAGCUCAAGUUCAAUCCGAAGGAAAAUUUAUGUUCCGAGUAUCAAGAAUUGUUGGAGAAGGAAACGGAGAUCAGAUCGCUUAUGAUUAAGGAUACCGAGAUUCUGAACAGAUUGCACGCGAUCAUUACUGACUUAUACGUAGACUGGGAACGAGCGAAACGAUCUCGAAGGAUUAGUAGCAAAGAAGCCAUGGCGAAGCUUCAAAAUGCUCUUGAAUCCAGGGAUCUAGCCACUAUCUUGCAAAUGUUCAUCGGUAAAACCGAUGCGAGCGGGUCCACACUAAUACCUGCGGCUAUUUAAACGUAUCAGAAGUCGCAAAAGAAGUGGACCAAUAUAUUUCUAUAAACAUAUUCAAGU